UUUUCGGGUUUGUUUCAUUUUUUAUAGUUUGUUGCUUGUUAAUAAAUAAACAAUUAACAUAGCAACCAAAAUCGACGCAAGGCGUGUGAGAAUGAAUGCGCAGUUCCAUACACCAUCAUUUGGAGACGAGAUAAUAUUCGAUUUGCCAGACAACGAGACAGAUUGCGCCACUAUAAGUAAAGUUCAAGGUGGUGCAGAAAUUUACGCCCCCAGUAGCGUGAUAAAUCAACAACGUCAGGAAGAAGGAUUAAUUCAACAACAGCAUUUUAAUACAAAGAGAAUUCGUAGCAUGGACGUGUCUCUGGAUGAGUACCAUAGCGCCAAUGAUGAAUCCUUCGCGAAUACCGCGUAUGCUGUAUCGCCAACGAAGAACGCACAAAACACACCAACAGCAACACUAGCUGCACGCAAGCAAUUAGCGCCAACAGCUACGGAUGCCAAUGAGCCCGCUAAACCGCUGUCAGCAUACGGACUAUUCUUUCGCGAUACUGUUAGCGCAAUAAAACAACAAAAUCCCAACUGUACUUUUCAAGAGUUGUCGCGCAUCGUCUCAUCUAUGUGGGAGGCACUAGAUGUGAGCCAUAAAAAUGUUUAUAGCAAAAAACAUGAAGCAGCGCAGGCGGAAUAUAUGAAACAAAUGCGCAUAUAUCGUGAACAACAGGAUGAACAACAGCAACAAUUAGCAAAUAAUGUUGCUAAUACUACACCGACGCCUGCUCUACAAACCAAACCGGCUGUUUUCACAAUAUCUCGUUACAACACAGACGGCAGCAUUAACAAUAACAUCGCCAAUAAUGUUGCCAGCAACAGUGAAACAAACGUAAGCGCCGCACAGGUGCAGGCGGCAGCGCCUCCUGCGGAAGUAAACAGUGCAGCGAACGAACCACCGCAGCCACAAAUUCAAAUGCUCAGUGAAGCGGGUGCUGUGCAGAAAUGCACACGAGAAAAUUGCAAUAAGCGCGCCAUCAUCAAUCCCGAUUGGGAGGAUGAAUAUUGCAGCAAUGAGUGCGUCGUCAUACACUGCCGCAAUGUGUUCAACGCCUGGGUGCAAUCGAAUCUGGAGUCACGCAAGCAAUAACAGCGGGCUUAUUGUAGUGGCGGCAGUGUGCGAAAGUAAGACUCUUUCUUUCAGAAACCAUUAACAAAUAAUGGUAGUAUGGAGCGUCUCAAGUGAAAAGUGAAGCUUAGUGAAAGGAGAGCAACAUAAAACACUUAGUCUGGAAAACAUUUUGCAGUAACUUAAUGCGCACCAUUCAACUGCUGUAGACAUUUCAAAGCUUCCUAGUCCCAGACAGUGCUAUCACCUUGAAGUUUGACUAUUUUAUUAUUUAUAUUAAAACUGUAAGAUAUGUUUUCGAAAAGUAAUUUCGAAUUAUUUUAUUGUUCCAAACUUUUCAUCAAAGUAAUUUCGGAUUAUUUUACUGUCCUAAACUUUCCAUCAAAUCUUAUUAUAUUGACUUAUCUGUAAGCUAGCUAUAAGUUUAGCGUUUUAUUUAGAGACUGCGUGUCUAAAGGCAUUUUGUGGAAACACAACGCAAAACUUGAGUUCUAAUUAUUAUUUAUUUUUAACUGAAAUUGAUGAGAGGUUAGUUUGAAGCAAAAUAGUGAGAUUUUAACAAAAAGUGUUCAAGGCUCAGUUUGAGGAAAAAUAGUGAGAGUAGAGAAUUUGCAGUUCCUUUGCGGAAUCUUGAAAAAGUACACGUAAGAGCAACAGGUGUGCAAAACGUGUCGAAUAUAAAUAAUUAUCUAAUAAAACACUAUAUAAAUACUAA
Messenger RNA from Bactrocera neohumeralis, 1772 nucleotides. Its product is annotated as TOX high mobility group box family member 4-A. The transcript is spliced from 2 exons. The coding region runs from base 92 to 1078 and encodes 328 amino acids. The record is from RefSeq and is a predicted model, not a curated record. Lineage: Eukaryota; Metazoa; Arthropoda; Insecta; Diptera; Tephritidae. Gene Ontology annotation, cellular component: nucleus. Gene Ontology annotation, biological process: regulation of transcription by RNA polymerase II. Gene Ontology annotation, molecular function: chromatin DNA binding.